AUGCACUACCCCAUUCGCCUCCUCCAUCCCAACUCCUCUCCAACUCUUGGAGUCACUGCUGCAGAAUGGGUGACAGCGACGGCACAUACGAGACUCCAAACAAGCGACAAAGAGUGGGUUACAAUGGAGCUGGAGUCAAUCUACGCAUGUGUCCACAUUGCGGGCGCACCUUCAAGAGAACGGAGCAUCUUGAGAGGCACGCUAGCCGAGCAUGAGGGCGAUGUACCUUCGCCUGAGCUUGCGCAAGGGAAUGUGACUGUAGUACAGCAGGGCAAUGACAACAUCGGUGAUCCAGACUUGGCUGCAGCUGUGUCACUCUCAGGCCUAAGUGUUGAUCCAUGGUUCUGUGCAAGAACACAACAGUCCAUGCAACUUCCAGUUGCUGUUCCUCAGACAGUGAGUGAACAAGUGCAACACCAACCAAGUGCCGAAGAUGGUCAAUUCGUCCCCAACUUUCUGUCACCACAGAUGCUUGACAGCGGCGUCGACUUUGACACCCACUUCCGCGAGUUCACCAGUUUCCUUGACGGUGUUGGACUCUCUGCCGAGUGGAGCCCUUUCUUCGGCGACCCUGACAGGCAUGAGGAAUCCAUUGAUCCCGCCCUGACGCAAGGCAAUAAUGAAGAGACCUCACCUCGACAAGGGGCUCCAACCCGAGCUGGAACACCGUUCAGCUCUUGGCUUCCAUCAGCACCUACGGGCAAUCGAAUAUCCAAUUACGUCUCCGACACAGACAAUCCAAGGGCCAUUGAUCCCGAAACACGACCGUUCAAAGUCACCGAAGAGCAAAGAUCGAAGCUCAAAGCCUCCACCCUGGACUACUCGCAUCUCCUGGACCCAGCGUUUUGUGUCCCAUCGAGACACGCUCUCACACGAUAUGUGACCUCUUUCUUCGGCGGCUUUCAUACACAUAUGCCCUUCAUCCACAUCCCGACAUGGCAGAUCAACGACCAUUCGCCAGAGCUGAUCUUUGGCAUCGCCGCCAUCGGAGCGCAGUACUGUUUCGAGUCGAGAGCCUCGGAGAGGUUGUUCUUCGCCGGGAAAGCGCUGUUGAUGGAAAGGCUGAGGAAGGAUUCAGACUCAUUUGGCCUGUCAACGCUUCCCAUACCACAUGUCGCUUCACAAAAUAGCCGGCGUGGCGAUGCGGAGGCUGAUUCGGCAGUUGAGACCAUCAGAGCCUUGAUCACUCUCAUGGGCUUUGCGACUUGGGAGCCAAAAGCACCAAUGGUCCAGGAAUCCUUCGUGCUGCAGGGAAUUCUUACACAGAUCUUGCGAAACUCCGGUCUCGAGGAUGUCGAUGAGCCAGCGUCGCCAACACCAUCAGAUCAACCAAGCGACGGCAACUCAUUGUGGCACGAAUGGAAGACGUGGAUCAGGCAAGAGUCAAACAGGCGCUCCAAGCUGAUAGGCUUCUCAUUCCUUCAUACACACAGCAUCGCAUACAAUGUGUACCCAACGCUCCGUAGUAACGAGAUCGGUCUUCGGUUACCUUGCUCCACGAAGGAGUGGAAAGCUCCGACACCGGCGUCAUGGCGCGCUGCAACAAAAGAAAUUCAAGAGCCACAGUUGUUCUUCCGAGAAGCGCUAUCAUUACUUCUUAAGAACAAGAAUGAUACAGCACCACUAUUGCCGAUUCCUACGCCUUUGGGUAAUUAUGUCCUGCUCCAUGGACUACUUCAGAGAAUACACAUCGUGCGAGAUCUAAGUCUUCCUGUCACCAGCAGCUCGGCUGUUCUUCCGAGUGAAGAGGUUGAGAAACUCGAACGAGGCUUGCGGUCGUGGACUUCGUGUUGGCAACAAGCACCAGAGUCAACCCUCGACCCCAACAACGAGAACGGACCGAUCCCCUUCACUUCCAGUUCUCUUCUGUCACUGGCAUACGUGCGCAUAUACCUGCACCUGGGUCCAUACAGACAACUCGAGACACGGGAUCCCCAACGUAUCGCCAAUUCCAUCGCAAGCAGCCCUGAUAUCGAGCGAAGUGACGGCGUGAUCGCUGCACUCCUCUACUCAGCGCACAUGAUCGGCAUCCCGGUCCGCUUGGGUGUUGACCGUGUUGCAAGAAGCCAAGCCUUCUUUUGGAGUGUGAGGCACUCCCUAUCUGGCCUGGACUGCGCAGUUUUGUUGGGCAAAUGGCUGUCGAAACUUGGGGAAACGAUUGCCGAGCAUCCACUAAAUGGCAAGUCUGCUUUUGAUCUGAUUUUCCGACUUGUGACGCUAACAGCUAUUCCAGAUAGCGAAGACAGGAUCUUGCACUGGGUGAGAUGCAUCGUCGAGGAGGCAUACACGGUCGUCGAUUUUGAUCAAGGCGUUGACACGGAUAAUCCUGCCCUUCUCGACUUUCGAGAUCCAAGUAACUUAUGCCUGGCAGUUUUGAAGAUAUGGGCACAUUUCUUCAAGAGUAAUACACAAUGGCCUUUUAUAAACAUCAUCGGUGUUGGGCUGGAAAAGUAUCGAGAAAUACUUAUUCACAAGACCAUCGGUUGA
Molecule: messenger RNA, 2487 nt
Organism: Fusarium subglutinans
Lineage: Eukaryota; Fungi; Ascomycota; Sordariomycetes; Hypocreales; Nectriaceae
Product: regulatory amdA
Exons: 4
Coding region: 1-2487 (828 amino acids)
Biological process (GO): regulation of transcription by RNA polymerase II; DNA-templated transcription
Cellular component (GO): chromatin
Molecular function (GO): RNA polymerase II cis-regulatory region sequence-specific DNA binding; zinc ion binding; DNA-binding transcription factor activity, RNA polymerase II-specific
Source: RefSeq, a predicted model, not a curated record